Molecule: messenger RNA, 1185 nt
Organism: Kockovaella imperatae
Lineage: Eukaryota; Fungi; Basidiomycota; Tremellomycetes; Tremellales; Cuniculitremaceae
Exons: 2
Coding region: 82-981 (299 amino acids)
Source: RefSeq, a predicted model, not a curated record
CCGGGUGGUCGAGAUGAGUAUCGCCGAGAUUGAGGAACUCCUGGCUGGCGAUAUGAUCACACGCGGUCACGAGUCCGAUUCAUGGCAGCCAUAGCGGGGGUCAGAGCCAGAAAGUCUUUGGUGGUGGCAGAUCAAUUGCUCGACCAAGCGUUGAAGGAGUCGCCUCCUACAGCUCGAUCGAUCGAAUUCGAAGCGAGUCUUGCUGCACAUCAUAUAUGGAUGGAUCGAGACAUUGGCGAGAGUUUGCGACCUGUUAUUCAGACUCUGGAUCAAAAAGAGAUCGAAUUCGGGGGGUAUGCCUGGACACAAGCCUCGGUCACACUAUUCGAAAAUCGAUCGUCCAGUGAUACGGCACUCAAUGAUCGUUUGGCAGACGCUUCAUUCAGGAUCAUCGAGCACAAACUUGGCGGCCAAACUGGGGAGCAUGCCGCCGUUCAAGCGUUGGUGAACGUCGCCCAACGGAUCGCUGCCACGUGCGUCCUAAGCCCUGAGCAGAGGAUGAAUUUCAUCAUGCGAGCUGUUACGCUUGGCAGGAGCCGUUACGAACGAGGAGCGUGGUUUGCUUACUGGUUUCCGGUCAUACGGGCGAGUGUAGCUCGAGAUGACGACAUGUCACUGGAGGAGGCAAUGGCUAUCUGGAACGAGACAGCGGAUUGGGCGUUUCAUCUGCGUUUAAACGUUUGCGUUACAGGGCUGCCUGAGGACAGCCCUAGAGCUCGAGACUUUCUCAUUGCGAUCUUAAAGGUGGAGCACGGUCUGCGAGGAAAGGGACUCGCGAAGGAUCAAAUUUGGUCGAGUGAACCGCUCUUGUCGGCCAUCAAAGCCCGUGGAAUCCGACUAGAACGUGCUGGAACUGCCGGCGAGGCUGUCAAAAUUGGUCACCUAGUGCAAAAGCCCGUGCAGAAACGACAGCCGCCCUCUCAGACACGGCGGCAGGUGACGAACAAUUUAAAGCCCUACGCGCUACACGAAGAGUUGUAAGCUGUUUAGCGGGAAGCAGACCCGCGCCUCAGUCCGCACGGUACCACGGCCACAACGUCCGCCAAUCCCAUCCGCCGGUUUCUUUAUCCUUCACGAGUCUCGGUUCUCGAGGUUGAUCACUCUUCAAUGCCGAUCGUCUCAAAACCCAGGCAGUGGUUGACCACGUAGCGCUGGAAAUCACGGCUGGGACGCAUCUCGAAAAUG